This is a messenger RNA of Sinocyclocheilus anshuiensis, 542 nucleotides long. Its product is annotated as dynein light chain 2, cytoplasmic. Gene Ontology annotation, cellular component: cytoplasmic dynein complex. Bases 142 to 411 code for a protein of 89 amino acids. The transcript has 3 exons. Lineage: Eukaryota; Metazoa; Chordata; Actinopteri; Cypriniformes; Cyprinidae. The record is from RefSeq and is a predicted model, not a curated record. Gene Ontology annotation, molecular function: dynein intermediate chain binding. Gene Ontology annotation, biological process: microtubule-based process.
UAUGAGUUACGAGCGCAGCCGCAUGGGUAACGUUAGAGUUACGACUGAAAGAGUGGUUAGUGAAGUCAAGCGUGAACACAGCGGCUCAGAAAAGCCUGCGUUAAACAGUAUUCCAGAGUAAAAGCAUCAGAAGAGGCCAUCAUGACUGACAGGAAGGCAGUAAUAAAGAACGCUGAUAUGUCUGAGGACAUGCAGCAGGAUGCAGUGGAUUGUGCCACGCAGGCCAUGGAGAAGUACAACAUUGAGAAGGACAUUGCUGCAUAUAUCAAAAAGGAGUUCGAUAAGAAGUAUAAUCCGACAUGGCAUUGUAUUGUGGGACGGAACUUUGGCAGUUAUGUUACGCAUGAAACGAAGCAUUUCAUCUACUUUUACUUGGGUCAAGUGGCCAUUCUGCUCUUCAAAUCGGGCUGAGGGAACAGCUGUCGUUCAUGAAAGUUGGACAUCAACUCCAAACCUGGACUGUGAUGCACUGAUGGCUUGAGCCACACUCUCUACACACACACACACACACACACACACUUACAUUCUCUCCCACAUACACA